AUGUCAGAACAAGUAUCCUUCUUCACUCUAUCACGUGAGCUCCGCGACAUGAUCUAUAAAUUCUAUCUCAUCGGCGACGGCGGCGGAUACUCCCUGAAUCAACAAUCGGGAAAGCUAGUCACCGCGGAAGGCCAUCUCAUCAACCUGGCUUUGGCCUACACCUGCAAAACUGUCGCUUCGGAGAUGCGCAACCUCCCUCUACAACUGAACGCUAUCCACAUUACAACAACCAACGAUGCUGAGAGGUUCUACGGCUCCAUAUAUCACUUUAGGUUCUUGUCAAAGCUGCAAGCCUUCUAUCGAAAUGAGCUUCCGCUGGUCGCACAGUCGUGCAUUGACGAACAAGUCUUGGAUGAGGUGAGAGCAGUCUAUCCGCACAUGUUGCCAAUCCUGCAUGCCAUUCAACAAGGACACAGGAAUCCUCAUCGCCUAGAUGGCUCCUGGGGCGAAGUGCCUUCGAUGUAUCGGCAAUGGGUUGCUGGUAUCUUAAAGCUCAUUUCAAAGCGCCCAGACUUCAAGCAUAUGAUUUCUCGCACCGCACUAAAACGGCUAGAACUUUCCGUUGAUGAGAUCAUCAACAUGGAUCAAACUCCUUGGGUUCUUCCCUCAGAAACGCAUCUGAAUGAGAUGUCUCGCGCUCUACUGGGCAACCCUGCACCUCCAGGAAUGCCAUCGCAGUCCUUUACUUUAGUCCUAGACGGUAGUCCAACCCCAGAAGCCACUGCGUGCGUGUUCAAAAUUGCUCAAAGGGACGCAGCAUGGCAGACAGCUUUCUUCCCAGCAUCUGCAUCUCACGCAGCAGAUCAAAACUACUCUUCUUGGGGUGAAAUGGUCCAAAAUCCCAGCUACAUCAUGCGAGGGUUUCCCGAGGCGAUACGUGAUAUCACCGAUAUGACCUCGUCGCUCAUUUCCUGUAACUUUGAGCCUGAAGUUGGCGGCAACAAAGAGGAGCUCAAGAAGAUACGCCCUACAUGGACGCUGGAGAAUUGGCGGAAGGAGUGGGCCGCUCAUCGACCUCAGGACUUUUCAACAGAACCACCGUUGCCUAGUUGGUUCAACCUUCGGAAAGAAGAACUGGGACCAGUAGAUGAGUACGAGGAAGUAGACGACGACGAUUGGGACAUGUUCUGA
Molecule: messenger RNA, 1131 nt
Organism: Pyrenophora tritici-repentis Pt-1C-BFP
Lineage: Eukaryota; Fungi; Ascomycota; Dothideomycetes; Pleosporales; Pleosporaceae
Source: RefSeq, a predicted model, not a curated record